CAUUUUUGUACAUUUUCCAGAUUUCAUAUAUCUUUCAUCUAAUCUUCUUCCUUUAUUCGAAUAAGAAAAGUGAAAAUGGCAGACGAUACACAGGAUGAAAUCACAAAUACAUCUGCCGUGAGCGCGGUCGCUCCUCCAAAAAAAUAUCCCAAAGGUGUAAUCUUGGGAAAAGAUGGAAAACCCUGCCGCUCCUGCAACUCCUUCGCUUCCUUCACCAGCACCACCAAAUCUCUCCAAACCUCGCAAACCUCCGCACCCAGCACGCCCAGCCCACCCACCGACUGCCCCCCCGACAUCGAAACCCUCGGCCGCGCCUCCUGGACCUUCCUGCACACACUGUCUGCCUCGUACCCCAGCACCCCCACCCCUACCGACCGCACCAACAUCUCCACCUUCAUGAGCCUCUUCUCCCAACUCUACCCCUGCUGGACCUGCGCCUCCGAUUUCCAAUCCUACAUGGCCGAAAACAAGGUGCGCACGGAAAGUCGCGCCGAGUUCGGGAAGUGGAUGUGCGAGGCCCAUAAUGAUGUGAAUCGGAAGUUGGGGAAGAGGGAGUUUGAUUGCGAGCGCUGGGAAGAGAGGUGGAGGACGGGCUGGAGGGAUGGAAGAUGUGGGUAGGAGAAGAGGGAGAGUUGUAAUGAGUUCAGGAGCUUGAAAAUGAAUUCGGGAAUCUACAAAGAGGGAGUUGGGGCUGGGUUAGUGGCAAGGUAUAUUAUGAUCUGGUGAAGUGGGCAGAGGUUCGAAUAUGAAAACAUGGAAGAGAUGGUCUUGUGAAAUGGAAUGGGAGGAUGUAUUAUAUGAAUGGGGAGAAGGUGUACGAUAUGAUAUAUGAUGAGAUGAGACAAGAUGAGGUGUAUGAUAUAAUGGCCAAUCCAGCAUAAUCCAGCGUUUCGGAACAAAAUCAAGAAGAUUUGUGCAUGGAGGGAGGUAAUCUCGACUCGAAAAAUGUAUAUGAAUUUGAGAAGAAUUCUCUUCUCAUGACAACUGUAUAUGAAUUUAAGAAGAAUUCUCUUCUCAUGACUACACUAAGAAAGCACAAGAGUAUAGGCUUGAUGUAUAAAGCUGAUCUAUUUCGCUAAUGAUCUGGUGCUAACUUUAGUCGCUGGCGUAUGCUACCUUCUAAUCAACAUCUAAA
This is a messenger RNA of Botrytis byssoidea, 1135 nucleotides long. RefSeq lists its product as uncharacterized. The transcript has 2 exons. The record is from RefSeq and is a predicted model, not a curated record. The coding region runs from base 76 to 618 and encodes 180 amino acids. Gene Ontology annotation, cellular component: mitochondrion. Lineage: Eukaryota; Fungi; Ascomycota; Leotiomycetes; Helotiales; Sclerotiniaceae. Gene Ontology annotation, molecular function: flavin adenine dinucleotide binding; flavin-dependent sulfhydryl oxidase activity.